Molecule: messenger RNA, 3489 nt
Organism: Poecilia latipinna (sailfin molly)
Lineage: Eukaryota; Metazoa; Chordata; Actinopteri; Cyprinodontiformes; Poeciliidae
Product: ribosomal protein S6 kinase alpha-2-like
Exons: 22
Coding region: 411-2795 (794 amino acids)
Biological process (GO): protein phosphorylation; intracellular signal transduction
Molecular function (GO): ATP binding; protein serine/threonine kinase activity; magnesium ion binding
Source: RefSeq, a predicted model, not a curated record
AGGGAGGGAGACAAAUGGUGAGGGGUCGGUGAGCUUCCCUGUGGCGCACAAUGUGACUGGUGACAAUCCCUUGUUUCGCAAAAAGGGUGGGAGAGAGAGAGAGAGACAGAGGAGAGCGGAAGAUGAACACAAACAUGCCAGGUAGAGAUGUGAGAAGGGAGCUGCGCGCACUCUCCUGAUUCAGCGGAACGGAUUUAUUCGUCACCUCUACCCCUGCAGCCUUUUUACGCAGCGAGCCUGCUGCAAAACACGGAGGGAAAUCCUAAACCAAGCAGCAGUCUUCAAUCCGCUGCGUGGAUUAACAGCUCUGUUACAACUCGCUUUCAGUUGCUGGGUUCCCGCCGAAGCUGAGAUCCACCAGCGGAGAGCGCAGAGGAUGGAGACGCCACAGAGCGACCGCUGCAUUGAGGAUGCGCCAACAGGGAAACUGCGGGACAAAUAGGGAGCCUAAAAGAAGAGCCGUGUGUUACUGCGCGUCUAUCUUGGGGAGCCCCCCUCCUCCUACGGGGAGAUGUUCAUCAUUAUGGGAUAGAUGCGCGGGUCUGAUCGUUGCCAUGGAUACAAGCACGCGUAAAUUUACAGUGCGGAGAUGGUUUUCCAUCUACCUGAAGAACAAAGCAGCGCGGAACAAGAACAGCGCCGGGUUCUGUCAGCUGGAGGACGACAGUGUACUUAAAGAGAUUGACAUCAGCCACCAUGUUAAGGAAGGCUGUGAGAAAGCAGACCCGUCUCAGUUCCAGUUAUUGAAGGUGCUCGGACAAGGAUCCUAUGGAAAGGUGUUCCUGGUUAGAAAGAUCAGAGGAGCGGACAGAGGACAGCUCUACGCCAUGAAGGUCCUGAAAAAAGCAACUCUAAAAGUGCGGGACAGAGUCCGGUCAAAGAUGGAAAGAGACAUUCUGGCAGAAGUUAAUCACCCUUUUAUUGUUAAACUCCACUAUGCCUUUCAGACAGAAGGAAAGCUCUAUUUGAUCCUGGACUUCCUUAGAGGUGGAGAUCUUUUCACUCGCCUAUCCAAGGAGGUAAUGUUUACAGAGGAGGAUGUGAAGUUUUACCUUGCAGAGUUGGCCCUGGCCCUGGACCACCUACACAGUCUGGGGAUAAUCUACAGAGACCUUAAGCCUGAAAAUAUUCUCCUGGAUGAGGAGGGACACAUAAAGAUCACAGACUUUGGAUUGAGUAAGGAAGCCAUUGACCAUGAUAAACGAGCAUACUCUUUCUGUGGGACCAUUGAGUACAUGGCUCCUGAGGUGGUAAACAGGAGAGGACACACACAAAGUGCUGACUGGUGGUCCUUUGGAGUCCUGAUGUUUGAAAUGUUGACUGGAUCUUUGCCGUUCCAAGGAAAAGAUCGGAAGGAAACAAUGGCGCUUAUUUUAAAGGCAAAGCUUGGAAUGCCACAGUUCCUCAGCCCCGAAGUGCAGAGUUUAUUGAGAGCACUCUUCAAGAGGAAUCCUGCCAAUCGUCUAGGAGCCGGACCAGACGGAGUGGAAGAAAUUAAAAGACACCGCUUCUUUGCAUCGAUUGACUGGAAUAAGCUGUACAGGAAAGAGAUGAGGCCUCCAUUCAAACCGACUGUCGGAAGACCUGAAGACACUUUCCAUUUUGAUCCCGAGUUCACCUCCAGAACGCCAACAGAUUCUCCAGGGAUUCCUCCAAGUGCAAACACACAUCAGCUGUUUCGUGGUUUCAGCUUUGUGGCCACUAAUCAAACUCAAGAGGCCACUGUUGCUCCUGUCGUUCCUUCCCGGCAGGAAGUGAACAUUAACCCCAUAGCGCAACACAUCCGCAGCGACGUGGCUUUCAAAGAUACGUAUGAACUGAAGGAAGAAGUCGAACAGUCAGGACCCUUUGUCCGCAAAAGAUGCCUGCACAGAAUUACUGCUGUGGAGUAUUCGGUGAAGAUUAUUGACAGAGCCAAAAAAGAUCCAUCAGAGGAGAUUGAAAUCCUUUUACGAUAUGGACAGCAUCCAAAUAUAAUUACCUUGAGAGAUGUCUUUGACGAUGGCCAAUGUGUUUUCUUGGUUCUUGACGUAAUGCGAGGAAAUGAGCUCCUGGACAAAGUUCUGAGGCUGCCAAAUUUCACAGAGAGGGAUGCAUCAGACAUUAUCUGCACACUGUCCAAGACUGUAGAGUAUCUACACUCCCAGGGGGUUGUUCACCGAGACCUGAAGCCCAGCAACAUUCGCUAUGCCGAUGAGGCUGGACUCCCAGAAUCCAUCAGGAUAUGCGACUUUGGUUUUGCCAAACAGCUCCGUGCUGAAAAUGGCUUACUGAUGACUCCAUGUUACACAGCCACGUUCAUGGCUCCUGAGGUUUUAAGGAAACAGGGUUACGAUGCAGCCUGUGACAUCUGGAGCCUGGGGAUCCUCCUGUACACAAUGAUAGCUGGUUUCAGCCCAUUUGCCAGCAGCCCUAAUGACACCGCAGAGGAGAUCCUGGCUCAGAUUGGAAGCGGGAAAGUUGUCAUCACAGGAGGGAACUGGGACUUGGUGUCUGAAGCUGCCAAGGACAUUGUGAUAAAGAUGCUCCAUGUGGAUCCUCACCAGCGUCUUACUGCCCCACAGGUUCUUCGGCACCCGUGGAUCGUAGAGAAAGAGCAGCUUUCUGACAAACCUCUCGCCAGGCAGGAUGCUCUCACUGUCAAGGGGGCGCUGUUUGCCACAUAUUCUGCUCUGAAGCGAUGCGCUCCUGCUCCAGUCCUGGAACCAGUGCAGUCCUCCAGUCUGGCUCAGCGAAGGGGGAUGAAGAAGCUGGGCAGUUCAAGUGUCACUUCGGAACCUAAAGAAAAGGAAUAACUUUAAUACUGGAAACGAAAGGCGGACGGGGAACUUAAUGAAGACCUGCAUCGACAAGAGACUCACGUUCUGACAAGCACAAAAUUAUGCCUAAUUAACACUAAAGUGGCAUCAAGAUUGACUUGGUUCUCAGUGCAAUUUCCAAACUGUAUCAAAAUGAGCUAAUUUUACACUGUGACAUAACACUUAUUAUGCAUGUCUUCAUACAGAACUUUUCUCUAUGAUCACAAUAAAGUGGCUUUAGUGGAGACAAUUCAAUUUUAACAUGCAGAUGCCUUCAUAGAUCCUUUGGAUCUUUCUGACCUGUCUUGUAGCCAUUUCAUACUUAAUUCAAAAAAACAGCCCCUUUCAUGGAGCAAGCCCCCCAUUCAAUUACAAUACACAAGUACUCAUUUGAGUCCGAGCAAACCUAAAGGAGAGGCCGUCAAGGAGGGAAUACUUUUGUGCAAUAAACUCUGUGCAAUACACCCAGCUUAACUGGAACUGCCUUGGUUUACACGCAACUUAAAAUAAGAAGAAUGGACUGGGAAAUGAAAAUGAAAAUCUCUUUUUGGUGCCACAAAAAACACACAGUAGACAAUUCUUUCAAGAUUUUUUUUUUUUUUAGCUUAUAUUUUGACUCAAUGUGGCACUCAUUACAGCAAUACUUUUCUUCCAUUCUUUUGGGAGUUUAGCAUGAAAAUGUAAAAAAAAA